UGCGCCCGCGACAGUUGCUGGAGUACUUUCCCGCGCGCCGCACGCGCACCUCUCGCUCGCAGUCGCCCGCAAUUACGUGAUCCCAUUUAAAGCCAUUCCCAUUCCAAGUGUGAAAACUACAUCAAUUGAGCAAUCCUUUGUUUUAUUCGCCGUUUAUAUUUGUGCAAUCUUCAGUGUGCAUAGCGGAAGCAGGGGGUGAACGGUAAAGAUCAGCUGAUUGUAUACUUAGGCAAAUGAGAUGAUAAGGCUGCACCUAACAGACCGACACCUACGUGUGAUGCUGUGGUGCAUCCUGCUGGGACUGCAGCCGGCCUUCGGAGGCAUCCUGGACCCGUUCAACUGGGCGAGAUCGGACAGAAUUGAAGUUAACAUCCCAUGGUUGCCAUUCGAAAACGAAACGAGAUGCUACGACGAGCUAGGUUGCCUGAACAUCACAAGGAGUUGGUACCACCUCAUCCACCGGCCCUUCAAUGUCUUCCCGCUUCCCAGGGUCGUUAUAAACACAAGGUUUAUUUUAUACACAAAGAAAAAUCCCACCGACGGUCAGAUUCUGAACGUGAACGUGAACAAAACCAUAGUGAAAUCAAACUUCAGCCCGCGGCGGCUCACCAAGAUGAUCAUACACGGCUUUAUCGACACACCACUUUCCAACUGGGUCAGUGAGAUGAAGGACGAGCUGGUGAAGGCGGGCGACUUCAACGUGGUGGUGGUAGACUGGGCCGGCGGCAGUCUCCCGCUGUACACGCAAGCUACCGCCAACACAAGGCUAGUUGGCUUGGAGGUGGCGCACUUUGUCAAUACACUACAGAAAGACCACGGUUUGAAUCCUCUUGACGUCCACAUCAUAGGCCACUCGCUGGGCGCUCACACGGCGGGUUACGCCGGCGAAAGGAUACAAGGCUUAGGAAGAAUAACAGGCCUGGACCCGGCCGAACCAUAUUUCCAAGGAAUGCCCACCAAUGUGCGGCUCGACCCCACCGACGCUGAGUUCGUAGACGUCAUACACACAGACGGAAAAAGCAUUUUCCUUUUAGAUUUUGUGUUUAUGGCAGGAUAUGGGAUGUCGCAACCAGUGGGCCACUUGGACUUUUACCCGAACAAUGGCAAGGAACAGCCGGGUUGUGACCUCACCGAAGGCCCCCUGGUGCCCCUGACGCUGGUUAAACAGGGCUUGGAAGAGGCCUCGAGGGUGCUAGUGGCUUGUAAUCAUGUUCGUGCUAUCAAACUUUUCACUGAAUCUAUCAACGGGAAAUGUUCCUAUAUAGGGCAUCAGUGUCCGUCGUACCAACAUUUUCUGGACGGAAAAUGUUUCCAUUGCGGCCAUGGAUGUGCGAUCAUGGGUUUCCACGCUGACAGUUCUCCAGGCUUGAUAACGAACAAGAACAACCAGUCGGAGAACGAAGUGUACCCAUCAGAGGAACAAGAGACUAUCGGAGCUAGGUACUAUCUCAACACUGGUAAAGAACAACCAUUUUGCCAACGCCAUUACAGAAUCGCUAUACAGCUCGCUAACCCAAAGGGAGCGGAGUCUUGGGUCCAGGGUUUCUUAAAGGUGACGUUGCUAUCCGACCGAGGAGUAAUACGAAGGAUGGACUUAACCCCAAGUAACUACGUCAAAUUAGAACACGGGACGUCAUUCACAGUAGUUGUCACACACCCAAUGGAUUUGGGUGGUAAAGUUAGAAAGGUGGAAUUAUCAUGGGAAUACGAUAUGAACGUGCUGGAGCCGCGGUCUCUGUGCAUUCUGUGGUGCAACGACCGCCUGUACGUCAAGUCCGUACUAGUCGACCAGAUGGAGCUGCCUAGCAGAGGAAAACGCAACGUGGACUUCAGCAGCAAGCUGUGCACGCCAAAGCGCGAGUUCGCCGAGAUCCCCAACCGAGGCUCGGCCAGUUUCUACGACAACUGCGGCAGGUAGCGGCGCCGUGUCCGCUCGUCGGCUUUAGUUUCAAUUGGCCACACACUAGUGCCACCCUGCUAUUUUCAACACAACAUUGGCACUAUGUGUGUGUCAGGCACCGAACGUGAAAGAGACUGACAUAAACAGCGCGAUCGUGGCGCUUGAUCGCCGAGAGAAAGUCUCUUGGAUACUUGCUAUAUAGGCGAAUCUCAUCAUACCAGUCGGAGGACGUCCACUACUGACCAAGUGACCAGAUAUCAUCAAGAAUAUCCAUAACUCCUGGUUACGCGCUGCCUACAAUCGACUAACUAAAUCGGUGCACUAGUGCAGGGGCCUUUCCACCUGCCUCUGCCCUGCCUCUUGUAUUUAAGAUGUCUCCGGUAUGUGGACGAAAGGCGACAUCUUACCGGUACAAAAGACUUAUGAACAUCUCAAAAUGAAAAUACAUAAAGAACUAAUUAGUGAUGUUGGGAUCGGAGAAUAAGGUACCUGUGACUGUGAAUCCCAGUGAUGAUUAUACAGGGUGAUGUGAGAUUUUGUACCUAAAUUAUAAACUUGUUGACGUUAAUGUUUAAGGCGCUGUUCAAUACUCGUUUAAUUAUAGUUUAGGUAUGGAAGUUAACUUGUUUCAAAAGUAUUUUUGGCUAAUUUGGAUGUCAAUAAUCUCAAAGUGUCAAAUUGUAUAUUUUCGAUCUAAUAAUUUUGUUAUUUAUUUAUUGAGGGUUUGUUUUUUUUUUCUCUUACGGUUGUUGUAAAUAUGAUAACGUUAAGUUUGAUUAAAAAACACUAUAUCUAUAAGCAUUUAUACAAAGUAAGUCUGAACAAAUUUUAUUUAUUUAAAGGUGAUUUUAUACUUGACGAAUAAAAUUGCAAAAACCUA
Leguminivora glycinivorella is the source of this 2780-nucleotide messenger RNA. Its product is annotated as pancreatic triacylglycerol lipase-like. Gene Ontology annotation, molecular function: triacylglycerol lipase activity. The coding region runs from base 239 to 1918 and encodes 559 amino acids. Lineage: Eukaryota; Metazoa; Arthropoda; Insecta; Lepidoptera; Tortricidae. The transcript has 15 exons. The record is from RefSeq and is a predicted model, not a curated record. Gene Ontology annotation, biological process: lipid metabolic process.